Molecule: messenger RNA, 1539 nt
Organism: Yarrowia lipolytica CLIB122
Lineage: Eukaryota; Fungi; Ascomycota; Dipodascomycetes; Dipodascales
Biological process (GO): transmembrane transport
Cellular component (GO): membrane
Molecular function (GO): transmembrane transporter activity
Source: RefSeq, a predicted model, not a curated record
AUGGAGAAGACCGACGCUACUCACAUUGAAUCCGCCUCCAUUGAGGAGGAUUUCAAGAAUGGCACUCAGAUCACCAUCACCGACCCCGAGAAGGCCUCGGGAGAGCUCAUGGCGACCGCUGAGGAGCUUUACCCCAGCGUAGACAAGAAAAAGCUGCUACGAAAGAUGGACUUCCACAUCAUCCCCAUGCUUUCUCUUCUCUACCUUCUGUGUUUCCUCGAUCGAGGUAACAUUGGUAACGCUAACAUCGAGGGCCUUUCUACAGAUCUCAACCUCACCGGUGAGCAGUACAACAUGGCCCUCACUGUCUUCUUCUUCACCUAUGCACCCCUCGAAGUCCCCUCUAACAUGCUGCUCAAGAAGUUCCGACCCUCCAUCUGGCUCCCUUCCAUCAUGGUUGCCUGGGGACUGGUUAUGACUCUGAUGGGCAUUGUUCAGAACUAUGGAGGUCUUCUCGCUACACGAGUCCUGCUCGGUGUCUUCGAGGCUGGUCUGUUCCCUGGUGUCGCAUAUUAUCUUACAACUUGGUACUGCCGAUCCGAGCUCCAGUUCCGACAGGCAAUGUUCUUCUCUGCCGCUUCCGUGGCUGGUGCAUUUUCUGGUCUACUUGCCUUCGCCAUUUCCAAGAUGCGAGGCGUCGCUGGACUCGAGGGAUGGAGAUGGAUCUUCAUCCUCGAAGGUAUCGCCACCGUUGUUGUUGGAUUCAUUGCCUACUUUACUCUCUACGAUUACCCUGAGACCGCCAAGUUCCUGACUGAGGAUGAGCGACAGUACAUCAUGUACCGAAUCAAGUUUGACGGCCAGUCUUCCUCCUCCGCUGUGGCCCAGGAUGACUCCAUGAACUCCAAGUACCUCUGGGACGCCUUCAAGGACAUCCAGACCUGGCUGCAUCUCGGACUCUUCUGGGGUAUUAUCUGUCCUCUUUACUCCAUCUCCUUCUUCCUGCCCUCCAUUAUCAAGAACCUCGGCUACACCUCCUCCAAGGCCCAGCUACUGACCAUCCCCAUUUACAUUGUGGCUGCCUGCUGGGGUGUGCUGCAGGCAUGGCUCUCCGACCGGCUGCAGAAGCGAUCUAUCUUUGUCGCCUUCAACUUGUGUUGCAUGAUGCUGGGUUACAUUCUGGCUAUCUCCAUUUCUGCCGCAGCCCACCCUGCUGCUACAUAUGUUGGUUGCUACCUGGCCGCAUUUGGAAUCUACCCUGCCAUUCCCGGUAUUAUCUCUUGGAUCUCCAACAACGUGUCUGGAUCGUACAAGCGAGCCGUGGCCAUGGCCGUGCAGAUCGGUAUUGGUAACCUUCUUGGAGCCGUCUCCACUAACAUUUAUCGAGUGCAGGACAAGCCCCAGUACCGACUCGGACACUCCGUCAACCUGGGCUUCAUCGUCCUGGGCUUCGUGUGUCUAGUUAGUCUGCGAAUCUUCUACACCCGGCAGAACACCCUCAAGAAGGAGCGACUUGCCUCUGGCUACUACGACAGCAUGUCCGAGGAUGAGUUCGCCCAGCUUGGUGAUCGAUCUCCUUACUUUGAGUACAAGCUCUAG